GUUUAUGGUUCUGGCAGAAGUUGAAGUUUUGUUUUCUUACAGCUGAUGUCGUCUGGCAUUGGCACGGAUGUUCGAUGUUGAUGUUAAAGAUCAAAUAAAAUUUACUUAUAAUUCUUUAGUUUGAAAAUAUUUUCUUUUAUUACACUGUAAAUUUUUUACCUAGUGGACGAACUUUAUUGUAUUUUAGUUACAUUACUGAACGUUGUUACGAUUUUUCUGUUAUCAUACAAGUGACAUGGAUAAAGUCUUGGUAUGCGUGGAUUUCGAUCAUACUUUAGUUGAUGCCAAUACAGAUGUAGAAAUAAAAUCUUUAGCAAAUGGAAUAACCAUCCCUGAAGAAAUUGAAGCUAUGUCCAAAGUAUCAAAUGGUUGGACAGCUUAUAUGCGUGAAAUGUUUAAAUUUCUCUUCAAGAAUAAUGUUACAAAAGAAGAUUAUGUUCGCUGCAUUUCAAGUUUGCAACCUAUGACCGGUAUGAAAGAUCUUUUGUAUCAAAUGCACGAAAGUGGGGAUUGUGAAUUAAUCAUCGUCUCUGAUGCUAACUCCUUUUUUAUCCAAGAAUUUUUAAAGCACUAUCAAUUGGAUCGAAUAAUAUCUGCAAUAUUCACCAACCCAGCUGAAUUCGAUGAAGAAGGCUGUCUUCAAAUUCAAGAGUUUCAUAAGAGCUCUUGUAAAAGAUGCCCUCCUAACCUUUGUAAAGGUGAAAUUCUAGUCAAUUAUAAUGCUAAAAGAUUAGAAGAAGGUACACAUUUUACUAGAACAUUGUACAUUGGAGAUGGUCGAAACGAUGUAUGUCCAGCUGUUAGACUGGGAAUGAAUGAUUAUAUUUUUGCUAGAGCUGGCCACAGACUGUUAAGAGCACUGGAGAAAAUGCCUGCUCGGGAUGUUAAAGCAUUUGUUAUAUCUUGGGAAACUGGGAAUGAUAUAAGAAAUUACUUGUUAUCAUUAUAGAAUUUUCCACUAUGUACAUAAAUUAUUUUUAUUGUUUAAAAAUUGCCAAUAUUGUAGUUUAUUUUUCCACAAUAAAUCCCCAUUAGUUACUAAA
Messenger RNA from Parasteatoda tepidariorum (common house spider), 1043 nucleotides. RefSeq names its product pyridoxal phosphate phosphatase PHOSPHO2. Gene Ontology annotation, molecular function: phosphatase activity. NCBI's taxonomy places the organism in Eukaryota, Metazoa, Arthropoda, Arachnida, Araneae, Theridiidae. The record is from RefSeq and is a predicted model, not a curated record.